Molecule: messenger RNA, 1047 nt
Organism: Neltuma alba
Lineage: Eukaryota; Viridiplantae; Streptophyta; Magnoliopsida; Fabales; Fabaceae
Product: cytosolic sulfotransferase 5-like
Exons: 1
Coding region: 1-1047 (348 amino acids)
Molecular function (GO): sulfotransferase activity
Source: RefSeq, a predicted model, not a curated record
AUGGCAGAAGAAAAGUCUAAAUCCUCCUCUGAUCUUUCUCAUCUUCCCAAACACUUCCAUGAAGACGAAGAGCACCUUUCACAAGAAUGCAAGAACCUCAUUGCAACGUUACCCACUGAAAUGGCCGUGAUGAACGUGCCAAUUCAUCAGUACAAUGGUUUCUGGUUCUCCAAAAAGCAUAUUCAAGGAAUCCUAAAUUUUCAGAAUCACUACCAAUCUCAUGAUUCUGACAUCCUCCUUGUAACCUUCCCAAAAGCUGGCACCACUUGGCUCAAAGCCCUAACCUUCACUAUUCUCAAUCGCAAGACCUAUGAUCCAAAACCAACCCGAACUCCUCAAAAUCCUCAUCCUCUACUCACUUCUAGUCCUCAUGACCUCGUACCCUUCGUAGAGUACUGCGAUGAUCUCCAGAAGGCCAUCGCUUAUGCGGGCUCAUUCUCAUCAUCAUCAUCACCAAGGCUCUUACAAUGCCAGGUCCCAUAUGUUUUGUUGCCAGAGUCUGUGAAGCAAUCUGGGUGUAACAUUGUUUACUUGUGUAGAAACCCUAAGGACUUGUUUGUUUCGUCAUGGAAAUUCAUGAACAAGUUAUUAGAAGCAGAAGGGCAAGGGUUGGUUUCAAUUGAGGAUGCAUUUGAGAAAUUUUGUGAAGGAUUGGUUGGUUACGGGCCAUUUUGGGAUCACAUGUUGGGAUACCACAAGGAAAGUUUGAAGAGUCCAGAGAAGGUAAUGUUUCUGAGAUACGAGCAGCUCAAGAGUGAGCCUGUUAGGGUUGUAAAGAACCUAGCUGAGUUCAUGGGUUGUGGUUUUUCUCAAGAGGAGGAAAAAGAUGGUAAUGUGGCAGCUGAUAUAUUGGAGCUUUGUAGUUUUGAAAGUUUGAGUAAUAUGGAAGUGAAUAAGCCUGGCAACUCAUGGCGCAAUAUAGAGAAUAAUGCUUUCUUUAGACGUGGAGAAGUCGGAGACUGGAAGAAUUUCUUCACAUUUGAUAUGGUCCAACGUCUAAACGUUAUUACUGAGGAAAAGUUGGAGAAACAUGGCUUGAAGUUUUAG